AUGGCGCGCCCCGGCAGCCGCCGCGCCCGCCGCCCGCCGCCUCCGGCCAGCCCCGAGCCGCGGGCGGCAGCAGCCACUCCCCCGCGGCCCGGUUCCGCGUCCCGCCGCCGCGCCCGCAGGGUCCGCGUCCAGAGCCCCUCUCUCGCGGCCGUCCGCCGGGGUCCCGCCCCGCCGCCGCCGGCACACCCUCCUCCGGACACCCCGCGGGUCCGGUGGCCCCUGGGCACGGGCGCUCGCUCUGCCUCCUGUCCCGGUGCGGGCGCUGCUGCCCUAUCGGUGAGGGAGAUCGCCGCGGCGCUGUGGCGAAUGCAGCCGCCGCAGGCGCCGCCGCCGCCGCCGCCUGGGCCUGGGACGGCGCGACGUAGUAGGGCUCAGAGGGAUGCUGGUGGAGAAAUCUAUUCAUUGAGGGAGGAGCUUAUGGUGGCUCAGGACCGGAUUCAUGAGCUUGAAGCAGAGUGUCGAUCUACAAAAAAGCAGCUUGAUCACUUGGCGAAGAAUAUUGCAGAGGAAAAGGCUUCUUUGAAGAGCAGGGAACAUGAUAAGUUUCACCACAUCUUAGAUGCUGUUAAGGAAGAACUGAACCGGGAGAGGAAACGGCGGCAGCGGGCAGAAAUGCUGAAUUCCAAACUGCACAAUGAUCUAUCUGAGAUGAAGUUUGCUGCAAAGCGUUAUUUGCAAGAUUAUGAGAAGGAGAGGAAGGCACGGGUGCUCAUGGAAGAGGUUUGUGAUGAAUUAGCGAAGGAGAUCGCAGAAGACAAAGCUGAGGUUGAGGCUAUGAGAAGUGAAUCGAUGAAGAUCAGAGAUGAAUUGGAGGAAGAGAAGAAGAUGCUCCAGAUGGCUGAGGUUUGGCGUGAAGAGAGGGUACAAAUGAAGCUGGUUGAUGCAAAGCUGACACUUGAGAAUAAGUAUUCCCAGCUGAUCAAUCUUCAGUAUGAACUUGAGGAUUUCCUUCGUUCCCAACCAGGCUGUAAUAUAGAAAAAGGAACAGUAAGGGAAGCAGAGAGGCUCAAAGAAGCAAUCUGCUCUUCGGUGAUAAAUGGUAUCAAGGAGUUCUCUUACAAGCCCCCCCCUCCUUCAGAAGACAUUUUUGCUGUAUUCGAAGAACUCAAGCAAAGAGAAGAUACUGCUGAGAAGGUGAUUGUACAAUGUAACGGAAAUAGGCCCAAGAGUCGUGCAUCAAGAGCCCAUACAGCUAGUCCUGAAACAGACAUGUUCUUGGAGAAUCAGCCAAGCAGAUAUUGCAAUCAGCCUCGCACCCGAAAUGAGGCGGCAGAAGAUGAUAGUGGAUGGGAAACUGUAAGCGAAGUUGAGGAGAAUGGGUCUAGUAAUUCACCUGGAGGAAGUGAACCGUCUGUAAAUGGCUUCUGUGGAGAAAACGAUGCUUCCGUGAGUGGAACUGAUUGGGAUGAAAACUGUGACAAUGAUCAGGCACAUAGUGAGAUCAGUGAAGUUUGCUCAACAACAGCAGGUAGGUCGCGGAAUAAAAGAUCAUUCGUCGGACUAUGGAGAUCAUCAAACACUGUCGACCAAAAGAAAAUGGGAUCCAAUACACUCAAUGGUAGAUCAUCAAAUGCCAGGAUGUCAAAUGUCACUGAAUCUCCUGACCUGAAGAACAGUGAAGUGUGUGACAGUCCGCACAUCACAGCGCAAUGGAGGCCAGACCUGCUAAACCCGGACAUUGUUCGAGCUAUAAAAGGAUGCAUCGACUGGCCUCGAGGAGUGCAGAAGCACAGCUUGAAGUCCAAGAUUCUGGAGGCAAGGAUUGAUGGCAGUAAGGUCCAGCUGCGUCAAGCAUUGAAGCAGAAGAUAUAG
Messenger RNA from Miscanthus lutarioriparius, 1812 nucleotides. NCBI's taxonomy places the organism in Eukaryota, Viridiplantae, Streptophyta, Magnoliopsida, Poales, Poaceae. The record is from the annotation of a GenBank genome assembly.